Triticum turgidum subsp. durum (durum wheat) is the source of this 1479-nucleotide messenger RNA. The record is from the annotation of a GenBank genome assembly. Lineage: Eukaryota; Viridiplantae; Streptophyta; Magnoliopsida; Poales; Poaceae.
AUGGCCUCGACAGAGCGAGAGCACGGCGAGAAGCUGCGGAUCCUGAUCGUGCCCUUCUUCGCCACCAGCCACAUCGCCCCCCACACCGACCUCGCCGUCCGCCUGGCCGCGGCCAGGCCGGGCACCGUUGAGCCUAGGGUGGCGGUCACCCCGGCCAACGUCCCGGUCGUUCGGUCGGCUCUCGACCGGCACGGCCACUCCAUGGCGAGUCGAGCCGUCCGGAUAGCCACCUACCCUUUCCCGGAGGUGGGCGGCCUCAAGCCGGGCGUCGAGAACCUCUCCACCGCCGGGGCCGACGCGUGGCGCAUCGAGGCCGCGGCCAUCGACGAGGCGCUGACGCGGCCCGCGCAGGAGGCACUCGUCAGGGAGCUCUCCCCUGACGCCGUCUUCACCGACGUCCACUUCUUCUGGAACUCCAUCAUCGCCGGCGAGCUCGGCCUGCCGUGCAUUACGUUCAGUGUCAUCGGACCCUUCUCGAACAUUGUGAUGCACCACCUCGGCGGUACAGUUACAGUCGACGGCGACUCUGGUUGCCAGGAGGUGGCUGUGCCAAGUUUUCUAGGCCCAGAAAUACGGAUCCCGAGGGCCGAACUGCCGGAGUUCUUGAGGUACCAGGAGAAAGACGACGGAUUCAGCAGCCCGAUCAUGGCGGGGCAAGCCAGGUGCUUCGGAGUAGUCGUCAACACGUUCAUGGACCUGGAGAGCGAGUACUGCGAGCUGUACGCGCGCCUCGGCCACGUCAAGCGCGCCUACUUCGUCAGGCCAGUGUCGCUGCCGUUGCCACCGGCCGGGGCAAGCGCCGGCGAGUCACCAUGCAUCCGUUGGCUAGGCUCGAUGCCAAGAUGCUCGGUGGUGUACGUAUGCUUCGGCACCUACGCCUCCAUCUCUGGAGACCAGCUCUGGGAGCUGGCUCUUGGACUGGAAGCCUCCGGCAAGCCGUUCCUGUGGGUGCUGAGGGCCGAGGGGUGGGCACCGCCGGCAGGGUGGGAGGAGCGUGUCGGGAAGAGGGGGGUGCUCGUCAGAGGGUGGGCCCCGCAGACUGCAAUCCUGGCUCAUCCGGCUGUGGGGGCAUUCCUGACGCACUGUGGGUCGAGCUCGCUGCUUGAGGCGGCGGCGGCCGGCGUGCCGAUGCUGACGUGGCCGCUGGUGUUCGACCAGUUCAUCGAGGAGAGGCUGGUCACGGACGUUCUGAAGAUCGGCGAGAAGGUGUGGAGCGGGGCGCGGAGCACGAAGGAGGAAGAGAAGGAGACCGUGCCGGCGGAGGCGGUGGCGCAGGCUGUGGCGAGAUUCUUGGAGCCCGGUGGGACGGGGGAGGCGGCGAGGGGCCGAGCGCUGGAGCUCGCCGUGAAGGCUCGCGCGGCCGUGUUGGACGGCGGGUCGUCGUCCUGUGAUCUGCGCAGGCCUAUCGACGAUCUGAUGGGGACAAGGGAGGCCGUCGCCGGCGGCGACACUAGUACGUCGCGCUCUGCUGAGAUCUAG